AUUUUACUUCAUAGCAUAAGUAACCUUGAGUUUUUAAUUCCUGGCAACUGUGUGUAUGCAAUCGCCAUUUGUCUAGUGGCAGCGAAACGAUUCGGAGCUUUUAUUCAUCGAAAACAAUAGCAAGGGCACACGCAGUCGUAAAAACUGCACUAGCACAUCGUCACAACAACAAUAAUUUUACAGCAGUACUUGGCAACGAUACUCAGCAAAAAUCAACACCAUCAUUACCACCGUCAGCAGUCCAUAAGUUCGGACGGUGGGAAAGCUAUAUAUGUGUCCCAUCUGCGGUAUAAUUUCCUUCGCAAAUCACGACUUCACGUCCGGUCGCUCAACAACAACAAAACAACAACAACAACAACAACAAAACAAAACCGUGUCCAAGGAUGAUGGGGAGAGUCCAUUUGUGUGGAAAAAUUGGUCCGGCGCUUCAUUGCUGGAUCAGUACAUGCUGCCUCCGCUCGGAUAUGGAGCGCCAUAUCAAGUAGUAACAUUCCUAAUUCUAGUCGAAGCGCGGAGGACAUCAUUGGAUGCGCAACCGGAUAAUUCGACCGUGGCGGAAGUGUCGGCAAUUAAGCAAUCCGCCAAGGGAAUAGACAAAGAUUUAAUGUUCCGCUGUCAGUUUCGAUUGGGAUUUCCAGUGAAAAUAGAAAUAUCGCUAUUCUGUGUGGUUGUCAUACUUGACAAUGUAUUCGCAUAAGAGACACCCGAAACCAGCGUGUGUAACUUCGAGGAAAACGAAGAGCGUGCGGC
This is a messenger RNA of Toxorhynchites rutilus septentrionalis, 750 nucleotides long. RefSeq lists its product as uncharacterized. NCBI's taxonomy places the organism in Eukaryota, Metazoa, Arthropoda, Insecta, Diptera, Culicidae. The coding region runs from base 272 to 697 and encodes 141 amino acids. The record is from RefSeq and is a predicted model, not a curated record. The transcript has 4 exons.